Messenger RNA from Sesamum indicum (sesame), 1380 nucleotides. The record is from RefSeq and is a predicted model, not a curated record. NCBI's taxonomy places the organism in Eukaryota, Viridiplantae, Streptophyta, Magnoliopsida, Lamiales, Pedaliaceae.
AUGAGGUCAAUCACAAGAGUUACAGUGGGUUUAAUAGUUGUGAGCCAAAUCAUCGACGAGCUUGUAGUCGCUUUGACAAUAUUCUCUUUCGUUAUCAACUACCUUGCCGGUCGAAACCCAACACGACGUCUACGCCGGGCCAGAUCCUACACCAUGGCUACUAGGAUCCCUGACCAGAUUCACCAUCUCCAUAGGCUGGUUUCCAUUUCUGACGAGUCAUGCCUCCGCAAUCUCCGCAUGGAUCGCAACGCUUUCGGGCGUCUUUGCUACAUUCUUCAGUACUCAGCUGGUUUGACCCUGACGAAAAACCUCUGUGUCGCCGAGCAAGUAGCGAUCUUCCUUAGCAUUGUGUCCCACCAUAAAAAGAACAGCGUGGUCAAGCAUGAUUUCAUACGUUCUGGACGCACGAUCCACAGACAUUUUCACCGUGUUUUGAAUUUAGUGAUUAAGUUGUACAACGUCCUCCUCGCCAAGCCAACUCCAAUUUCAGACGACUGUGUCGAAUUCCGGUGGAAAUGGUUCAAGGGCUGUCUUGGGGCAUUGGAUGGGACUUUCAUUAACGUACGUGUCCCUGAAGAUGAAAAGGGAAGGAAUCGAACCCGCAAGGGUCAUGUUGCUGUCAACGUCCUCGGUGUUUGCAACCCCAACAUGCAAUUUAUUUACGUUCUUUCUGGGUGGGAGGGUAGUGCGGCUGACAGUCGCGUACUUCGUGAUGCCGUCCACAGACCGGGUGGUCUUAGAAUCCCUUCAGGGAAUUACUACCUGUGUGACAAUGGAUACGCAAAUGCCGAAGGCUUCCUGACUCCGUACCGAGGUGUUCGCUACCAUCUACGAGAUUGGGACACUGGGGUAGGAGGACCCCAGAACUACCGGGAGUUUUUCAAUCUGAAGCACGCGUCAGCGCAUAACGUCAUCGAGCGGACCUUUGGUUUGCUCAAAAUGCGCUGGGGUAUUUUAAGGAGUCAGUCAUUCUACUCCACCAAGGUCCAAUCCCGGAUUAUAUUGGCUUGCUGCUUACAGCAUAACUUUCUAAGACAAGAAAUGCCUGAUGACCCGUUCGAAGCUGACUUGCCUACCGUAGGUGUUGAAGAGACGGAAGACGACGGGGAAAUAAUUAUGGACGUUGGAUCUGAUGAAGGAAGCAGCAUGCCCCGCCGCCGCGGUGGGAAUCGCGAUAGGCCUACCGUGCGCCGAGUUUGGACAACACUUGAAGAAGAAUGCCUUAUUGCAGCACUAAGGAAUUUGGUUGUAACCGGUUGGAAAUGCGAGAACGGGUUCAGGAAUGGGUAUCUGGGCCAAUUGGAGGCCUACAUUCUGAAGCACUUCCCACAUUCUAAUAUUAAGGCCGACCCACACAUUACUUCGAAACUGCACGUCUAG